AUGCGGUGCGCGAGCAAGGCCGCCGAGAGCGCGUCCGCACGUCUCUGUGCGGACGCCGAAGCAGAAACCGCAGCAACUGAUCUCUCAUCGGUUGCUGAAGCGACUCAGCCUGUGUCACUUGGUGAUGCAGGCGCUGGUCAUGAAGACACUCAUGUCUUCACAGAGUAUGAGCUCGGUGUCUCAUACUCUCCUGAUACGGAAGACGGAUCCGUAUCGACGGCGAUCGAAUCCAAGCCGCCUGCCAAGCGUGGCAUGGAUGAUGCUUUGCGUCGUAGCAUCUUUGGUUCAUCUGAUGAAUCAGAUGAACCAUCGCCGAAGCGAAGGCGCUCGAGGUCGCGAGACUCGGGCGCUAACAGUGGUGUCGGUUCUCCUAUUGACACCACUUCGCAACGAGGUGCAAGUCCUUCUGUCGGCACGUCGCAGGAAGAGCGGGACCGCAAUGUGUUGCGUCUCGCUCCCGAGAAGAAGGCAUGGAUGCCUCCCGAAUCCGUCAUGGAUCACUCUGGGAAUCACAAACGUGAUGGUCCCUCACUGCUUCAAGCGUGGAACGCCUACAUCCAUAACCUUGAGGAUGUAGGUCGUGACGUUUGGAACGACAAACUUAUCAAAGCUCAUGAUAAGUUUGAAAAGCGAACCCCGACAGGUGCACGCUACAAGCUGCAUCGUCUGUCAAGGGAGAAAGGAUUACCCUGCCUCUCUUGGGGAGACUCGUGCCCGUGUUGUGUGAACAACUCUGCACGAGCACCUAAGGAGGCUUACCUCCCUAAUAGCCCGUGGUGGCGCGUACGUAUCUCUAGUGAGAUGUACGAAGGUAUUGACAACUUGAAAUCCCUUUACGACCGUGCCGGGAAGACUUUCUCCGGCGUUCCUUCUGCGGCACAGGAUGUGCCGCGUCGUACUGCUCAACCAGACCCAGUACGUCGAUCAUCAGUUGGGAGCGGGGCUCCCAGGAAUCCCAGGACGGGGGAUAGCCGCGCCACCGGACGAGAUAACUCGUCCGACGUCCGUUCACGUCGUGGUGGUUCAACAGCUGCUCAACUAGAUAGCGCUGUCCACCGCGAGAGUCCUCUAAUGGAGGUGGAGGAGGAGGAAAGACGCUCUCCACACGAUCAUGGGGAUCCGUGUGUUCCCGAUAGCUUCUUUGAUCGCGUAACGCAAGGUUUACGCAACGAUCUCGAACAUGAGCGGGACAGGCGUCUCCAAAUGGCGGACACUGUCUUGAAGCAUCGAUCUGAGUUUGCCUUUGCUUAG
Molecule: messenger RNA, 1251 nt
Organism: Peronospora matthiolae
Lineage: Eukaryota; Oomycota; Peronosporomycetes; Peronosporales; Peronosporaceae
Source: the annotation of a GenBank genome assembly